Acanthopagrus latus (yellowfin seabream) is the source of this 13477-nucleotide messenger RNA. It is a transcript of the gene nf1a, whose product is annotated as neurofibromin 1a. The transcript is spliced from 58 exons. Lineage: Eukaryota; Metazoa; Chordata; Actinopteri; Spariformes; Sparidae. Gene Ontology annotation, biological process: regulation of GTPase activity. Bases 184 to 8583 code for a protein of 2799 amino acids. The record is from RefSeq and is a predicted model, not a curated record.
GAAGACUUCCGGUGGUGUGUCAUGGCGGUGGCAUGGUGAAUCCUACAGAAAGGGAAAAAUACUCGCCCCUUUCGUCCUUUCCCAUCGAUUCAGGGCAGAUUUCCAUGCACAAAUAAGCCUGUCAGCUCCGGUCACACAGCUUGGAUUUACCAGCACAGCGUUGCGGUGUCCCUCCGCCCGGCCAUGGCGGCUCACAAACCAGUGGAAUGGGUCCAGGCCGUGAUUACUAGAUUUGAUGAGCAGCUUCCCAUCAAAGUUGGACACCAGAACACUCACACCAAAGUCAGCACAGAACACAACAAGGAAUGUCUGAUCAACAUCUCCAAGUAUAAGUUUUCGCUUGUCAUCAGUGGCCUCACCACCAUCCUCAAAAAUGUCAAUAACAUGCGGAUAUUUGGAGAAGCUUCAGAGAAGAACCUCUACCUCUCCCAGCUCAUCAUCCUGGACACGCUGGAGAAGUGCUUGGCUGGGGUUACAUGGUGGCACAGGUGGGCAGAAAGCAGUUGGAAAGAUCAGCAGACACUCUUGACAAUGCAUCAGCAAUCCAAGGACUGCUUGCGCCUUGAUGAAACCAUGCUGGUCAAACAGCUGCUGCCAGAGAUCUGCCAUUUUAUCCAUACGUACCGUGAGGGCCACCAACACGCUGCUGAGCUCCGGUCCUCAGCCUCAGCUGUCCUCUUCUCUUUGAGCUGCAACAACUUCAACGCGGUCUUCAGCCGCAUAUCCACCAGGCUACAGGAGCUGACUGUGUGCUCAGAUGACAAUGUGGAUGUUCAUGACAUAGAGCUGAUGCAGUACAUCAAUGUGGACUGCUCCAAGCUGAAGAGACUGCUGCAAGAAACUGUCCUGAAGUUUAGAGCUCUCAAGAAGCCUGCCCAGCUUGCAGUCAUCAACAGUUUAGAAAAGGCAUUUUGGAACUGGGUGGAGAACUACCCAGAUGAGUUCACCAUGCUGUACCAGCGACCGCAGGCAGAUAUGGCAGAAGCUGCAGAGAAGUUGUUUGACCUGGUGGACAGCUUUGCAGAGAGUGCUAAAAGGAAGGCAGCUGUGUGGCCACUGCAGAUCAUCCUCCUCAUCCUCUGUCCAGAGAUCACCCACACCAUCUCUAAAGACACGGUGGAGGACAGCAAGGCAAACAAGAAACUGUUUUUGGACAGUUUGCGGAAAGCCUUAGCUGGCCAAGGAGGCAGCAAGCAGUUGAUGGAGAGUGCUGCCAUCGCCUGUGUCAAACUGUGUAAAGCUUCUACCUACAUCAACUGGGAGGAUCACUCAACCAUUUUCCUUCUAGUUCAGUCCAUCGUCAUGGAUCUCAAGGCACUGCUGUUCAACCCAGCCAAACCCUUCUGGAGGGGGACAGGCAGCCAGAAUGCUGACGUGGAGCUCAUGAUGGACUGCUUUGUCUCCUGUUUCCGCAUCAAUCCUCAUAACAACCAGCACUUUAAGGUCUGUUUGGCUUCCUCCUCCCCCUCCACUUUUCACUUUGUCUUGGUCAACUCAUUGCACAGAAUAAUCACCAAUUCCCAUCUGGACUGGUGGCCUAAGAUCGAUGCAGUGUACUGCUACUCUGGAGAGCUACGCUUUAUGUUCUCAGACACCCUCAACCGGGUGAUCCAAGGAGUUGGCACCCACGCUCCACUACGUAUGACACCGAGUUUAACAUUCAAAGGGAAGAUGACCACCAGCCUUAAAUUCAAAGAGAAAGCCACAGAACUUGACACUCGAAGUUAUAAGUGCCUCCUUCUUGCUCUGGUCAAACUCAUCCACGCUGACCCCAAACUCAUGUUGCAUAACCCAGUGAAGCAAGCUCCAGAGAUGCAGAGCAGCACAGCAGAGCUCAUCACUGGCCUGGUGCAGCUUGUGCCUCUAACCAACACCACCCAGCUGUCACAAGAAGCCAUGGAGGCUCUGUUAGUUCUGCACCAGCCAGAGACCAUAGAGCUGUGGAAUCCUGACGCUCCCAUAGAGACGUUCUGGGACAUCAGUUCACAGGUGCUCUUUCUUAUCUGCCGCAAACUGAUUGGCCAGCAAAUGGUUAAUGGGACAGAAGUCCUGAAGUGGCUGAGGGAGAUCCUCAUCUGCAGGAAUAAGUUUCUGCUCAAAAACAAGGAGUGUGCCACUAUGGGUGGUGGCAUUCCCAUCUGUCGGCAAGCGCAGACGAAGCUGGAGGUAUGUCUCUACAUGUUCCUGUGGAGUCCAGACACAGAGGCAGUGCUGGUGGCCAUGUCGUGUUUCCGUCACCUCUGUGAGGAGGCUGACAUCCGCAGUGCCACUGAUGAGGUGCCUGUCCAGAGCAUUCUUCCCAACUACGCCACCUUCAGUGAACUGGCCUCUGUCAGCAACAUGAUGGGAACAGGCCGGUCCACUUUGCAGAAGAGAGUUAUGGCUUUGCUAAGGAGGGUAGAGCACCCCACACCAGGGAACAUUGAGGCUUGGGAGGACACAUAUUCUAAAUGGGACCAGGCUACCAAGCAGAUUCUCAGCUUCCCCAAAAACAAGGCAGAUGAUGGGCAGCAGGAGUGGAUCAACAUGACGGGCUUCCUGUGUGCUCUGGGUGGUGUAUGUCUACAGCAGCGCAGCACUCCUGGCCCAGCCACCUACAGCCCACCUAUGGGCCCUAUGAGUGAGCGCAAACACUCCAUGAUCUCUAUGGGCCCCUGCGAUGUGUCCAACCCAGUGACCUCGGCUUCCUCCUGCUCUUCAUCAGCCUCAAGUGAGACACCUGUCAGCCGCUUCCUGGACCGGCUGCUGGCCCUGCUGGUCUGUGGCCACGACAGGGUCGGCCUCCAUGUUCGCACUAACGUCAAAGACUUGCUGGGGCUGGAGCUCAGCCCCGCCCUCUACCCCAUGCUCUUCAACAAGCUGAGGAACAGCAUUGGGAAGUUCUUUGACACACAGGGACCAGUCCCUAUCAACGACACUAACACCCAGUUUGUGGAGCAGACCAUAGCCAUCAUGAAGAACCUGUUAGAUAACCACACUGAGGGCAGCUCUGAACACCUGGGACAGGCCAGCAUCGAGACCAUGAUGCUUAACUUGGUCAGGUACGUGCGCAUCCUUGGCAACGUUGUUCAUGCGAUCCAGAUCAAAACCAAGCUAUGCCAGCUGGUGGAGGUGAUGAUGGAGAGACGUGAUGACCUGUCUUUCUGCCAGGAGAUGAAGUUCAGGAACAAGAUGGUGGAGUAUCUGACUGACUGGGUGAUGGGAACCUCAAACCAAGCUGCUGAUGAUGACAUCAAGUGUCUGACUAGGGACCUGGACCAGGCCAGUAUGGAGGCAGUAGUGUCUCUUUUAGCUGGUCUUCCUCUGCAGCCAGAGGAGGGAGAUGGAGUAGAACUGAUGGAGGCUAAAUCUCAGCUCUUCCUAAAGUACUUCACCUUGUUCAUGAACCUACUGAAUGACUGCAGUGAGGUUGAGGAUGAGGGCCAAGCAGUGGGGGGACGAAAGAGAGGAAUGUCCCGCCGCCUGGCCUCCCUUCGCCACUGCACCGUACUGGCCAUGUCCAACCUGCUCAAUGCUAAUGUAGACAGUGGUCUCAUGCACUCUAUCGGUCUGGGUUACCACAAGGACCUGCAGACUCGAGCCACCUUCAUGGAAGUGCUGACCAAGAUCCUGCAGCAGGGAACAGAGUUCGACACGCUGGCAGAGACAGUUCUGGCUGAUCGCUUUGAGAGGCUUGUAGAGCUAGUCACCAUGAUGGGAGACCAGGGAGAGCUGCCCAUCGCCAUGGCACUGGCUAAUGUCGUUCCUGGGUCCCAGUGGGAUGAGCUAGCCCGAGUCCUGGUGACACUGUUUGACUCCCGCCACCUACUUUACCAGCUGCUGUGGAACAUGUUCUCUAAAGAGGUGGAGCUGGCUGACUCCAUGCAGACUCUCUUCAGAGGAAACAGCCUUGCCAGCAAAAUAAUGACCUUCUGUUUCAAGGUAUAUGGUGCUGCAUACUUGCAAAAGCUACUGGAGCCUUUAUUAAGAGGGGUCAUCACUACCCCUGAACACAUCAGCUUUGAGGUGGAUCCCACCAGGCUGGAACAAGGUGAGAACCUGGAGGAGAACCAGAGGAACUUGCUGCAGAUCACCGAGCGGUUCUUCCAGGCCAUCAUUGGUUCCUCCAGCGAGUUCCCCCCCCAGCUUCGCAGUGUCUGCCACUGUCUUUACCAGGCUACUUGCCACUCUCUACUGAAUAAAGCAACAGUAAAAGAAAAAAAGGAAAACAAAAAAGCAGUUGUGAGUCAGCGGUUCCCACAGAACAGCAUUGGUGCAGUGGGCAGUGCCAUGUUUCUACGCUUCGUCAACCCAGCUAUUGUGUCUCCCUAUGAGGCUGGCAUCCUGGACAAAAAGCCCCUGCCCAGGAUAGAACGGGGUCUCAAACUCAUGUCCAAGAUUCUGCAGAGCAUCGCAAACCAUGUCCUGUUUACAAAAGAAGAGCACAUGAGGCCUUUUAAUGACUUUGUGAAGAGCAACUUUGAUUCAGCUAGAAGGUUUUUCUUAGACAUUGCAUCUGACUCUCCGCCCAGCGACUCAGUCAACCACAGUCUGUCCUUUAUCAGUGACGGCAAUGUGCUGGCCCUUCACCGCCUGCUGUGGAAUAACCAGGAGAGGAUUGGCCAGUACCUCUCCAGUAACAGGGACCACAAGGCCGUUGGCAGGCGACCUUUUGACAAGAUGGCGACUCUGCUGGCCUAUCUGGGACCUCCUGAACACAAACCUGUAGCUGACACUCACUGGUCUAGUCUCAACCUGACCAGCUCCAAGUUUGAGGAAUUCAUGACCAGGCACCAGGUCCAUGAGAAGGAGGAGUUCAAAGCUUUAAAGACCCUCAACAUCUUCUACCAGGCAGGAACCUCCAAGACUGGGAACCCAGUGUUCUACUACGUGGCCCGCAGGUUCAAAACAGGCCAGAUUAAUGGUGACUUGCUCAUCUACCAUGUCCUCCUCACCCUCAAACCCUACUACGCUAAGCCCUACGAGAUAGUGGUAGACUUAACACAUGUAGGACCUAGCAAUCGCUUCAAGACCGACUUCCUGUCCAAGUGGUUCGUCGUCUUUCCUGGCUUUGCCUAUGAGAACGUAGCAGCUGUUUUUGUCUACAACUGCAACACCUGGGUAAGGGAGUAUACCAAGUACCAUGAGCGGCUCCUGACAGGAUUGAAGGGCAGCAAACGGCUUCAGUUCAUUGACUCUCCUGCUAAACUAGCCGAGCACAUCGAACCGGACCAACAGAAGCUGCCUGCAGCCACACUGACCCUGGAGGAAGACCUUAAAGUGUUCCACAAUGCCCUCAAGCUUGCCCACAAAGACACCAAGGUUUCAAUAAAGGUGGGCUCAACAGCAGUUCAGGUGACUUCAGCUGAGCGGACACGUGUCCUUGGCCAGCCCGUCUUCCUCAACGAUGUCUACUAUGCCUCAGAGAUUGAAGAGAUCUGCCUUGUCGAUGAAAGCCAGUUCACACUCACAAUGGCAAACCAGGGCACUCCGCUGACAUUCAUGCACCAGGAGUGUGACGCCAUCGUUCAGUCCAUCAUCCACAUCCGGACACGCUGGGAACUGUCACAGCCUGAUUCCAUUCCACAGCAUACCAAGAUCCGCCCGAAAGAUGUCCCUGGCACUCUGCUCAACAUUGCUCUGCUGAACCUGGGCAGUUCUGAUCCAAGCCUCAGGUCUGCAGCUUACAAUCUAUUGUGUGCUUUGACCUGCACCUUCAACCUUAAGAUAGAGGGCCAGCUGCUAGAGACGUCAGGCCUCUGCAUCCCAGCCAACAACACCCUUUUCAUAGUCUCCAUCAGCAAGACUUUGGCUGCCAAUGAGCCCCAUCUGACGCUGGAGUUUCUGGAGGAGUGCAUUUCAGGCUUCAGCAAGUCCAGUAUUGAGCUGAAACAUCUCUGCCUGGAGUAUAUGACACCAUGGCUGCUCAACCUGGUCCGCUUCUGUAAGCACAAUGAUGACGCAAAGCGCCAGCGUGUUACUGCAAUUUUGGACAAACUCAUCACUAUGACUAUCAAUGAAAAGCAGAUGUAUCCCUCCAUCCAGGCCAAGAUCUGGGGUAGCCUGGGCCAGAUAACAGACCUGUUGGAUGUAGUGUUGGACAGCUUUAUUAAGACAAGUGCCACAGGAGGCCUGGGCUCCAUCAAAGCAGAGGUCAUGGCUGAUACAGCAGUGGCUCUGGCUUCAGGGAAUGUGAAACUGGUGUCCAGCAAGGUUAUUGGUCGGAUGUGUAAGAUCAUAGACAAGACGUGCUUGUCGCCAACACCAACACUGGAGCAGCACUUGAUGUGGGAUGACAUUGCCAUAUUGGCACGCUACAUGCUCAUGCUGUCAUUCAACAACUCCCUGGAUGUGGCAGCCCACCUGCCCUAUCUGUUCCAUGUGGUAACCCUGCUGGUAGCCACUGGGCCACUGUCCCUCAGGGCAUCCACCCACGGUUUGGUUAUCAACAUCAUCCACUCCCUCUGCACCUGCUCGCAGCUCAACUUUAGUGAGGAGACAAAGCAGGUUCUGAGGCUGAGCCUUACUGAGUUCUCCCUGCCCAAGUUCUACCUGCUGUUUGGUAUCAGCAAAGUCAAGUCAGCCGCUGUCAUCGCCUUCCGCUCCAGCUACAGAGACCGCUCCUUCUCACCAGGCUCCUAUGAGAGGGAGACAUUUGCCCUGUCCUCCCUGGAGACUGUUACUGAGGCAUUACUGGAGAUCAUGGAGGCUUGUAUGAGGGACAUCCCCGCCUGCAAGUGGUUAGACCAGUGGACAGAGCUCGCACAGAAGUUUGCAUUCCAGUACAACCCAUCUCUCCAGCCAAGAGCACUGGUGGUUUUUGGCUGCAUCAGCAAGAGGGUGAGCCAUGGCCAGAUAAAGCAGAUCAUCCGAAUCCUCAGCAAGGCCAGCCCUCUCCUCAGCAUAGAUCGGGGUCUGGAGAGCUGUCUGAAGGGGCCGGACAACUACAACAGCCAAGUGUUAAUAGAGGCCACAGUCAUUGCUCUGACCAAGCUGCAGCCACUACUCAGCAAGGAGUCUCCCAUGCACAAAGCUCUGUUCUGGGUGGCAGUUGCUGUGCUACAGCUGGAUGAAGUCAACCUUUACUCUGCUGGAACGGCACUGCUGGAGCAGAACCUCCAUACACUGGACACAAUGCGCGUCUUUAAUGACAAGAGUCCAGAAGAAGUGUUUAUGGAGAUCAGGCGUCCGUUAGAAUGGCACUGCAAGCAGAUGGAUCAUUUUGUGGGAUUGAACUUCAGUGCCAACUUCAACUUUGCACUGGUGGGCCACCUACUCAAAGGCUAUAGACACCCAUCACCCACAACAGUAGCGAGGACAGUGAGAAUCCUGCACACACUGUUGGCGCUCAUCAGCAAGCAUCUGAAAUGUGACAAGUUUGAGGUCAACACCCAUAGUGUGGCCUAUCUGGCUGCACUGCUCACUGUAUCUGAGGAGGUCCGAAGUCGCUGCAGCUUAAAACACAGGAAGUCACUACUGAUUUCUGACCUCUCCAUGGACCCAGUGCCCAUGGACACCUAUUCCAGUCACAUCACUGAUCCCAGCUGCAGAACUCUGCGAGAGACUCAGCCGUGGACGUCACCUCAGGUUUCAGAGCGCUACCUUUCAGCCCAUCAGUACCCCACGGUGGGCCAGAUCAGCCCACGAACUCGCAAGUCCAUGAGCCUGGACAUGGGUCAGCCCUCACAGGCCAACACCAAAAAGCUCUUGGGCACUAGGAAGAGCUUUGAUCAUCUCAUAUCGGACUCUAAAGCACCAAAGAGACCAGAGAUGGAGUCGGGUAUUACCACACCUCCCAAGAUGAGGCGUGUAGCAGAGAAUGACUAUGAAAUAGAGACACAAAGAAUUGGAAACUCUCACCUUCGCAAGGUGUCUGUAUCAGAGUCCAAUGUUCUGUUGGACGAGGAGGUGCUGACUGACCCAAAGAUCCAGGCUCUGCUGCUCACUGUGCUGGCUACUCAGGUCAAAUAUACCACUGAUGACUUUGACCAACGAAUUCUGUACGAGUACUUGGCUGAAGCUAGCGUUGUCUUCCCAAAGGUUUUCCCUGUUGUCCACAACCUGUUGGACUCCAAGAUCAACACUGUGCUGUCCAUGUGCCAGGACACCAACCUCCUGAAUCCUGUCCACGGUAUCGUCCAGAGUGUGGUGUACCAUGAGGAAUCACCCCCCCAGUACCAGCCAUCCUAUUUACAAAGCUUUGGCUUUAAUGGACUUUGGAGGUUUGCUGGACCCUUCUCUAAGCAAACACAGAUACCUGACUAUGCCGAGCUGAUUGUCAAGUUCCUGGAAGCGUUAAUUGACAGCUACCUGCCAGCGGCUGAUGAGGAACGAGGGGAGGAGCAGCUGAGGACACCUACUUCCCCCUACCCCCCCACCAGCCAGAGCCAGCUCAGCAUAACUGCCAACCUCAACCUGUCCAACUCCAUGACCUCACUGGCCACCUCGCAGCAUUCACCAGGUGUGGAUAAGGAGAACGUCCAGCUGUCCCCCAGCUCUGCCCUGUCCAGUGGCGGUCGUACUCGCCAUGGAUCAGCCAGUCAGGUCCAGAAGCAGCGCAGUGCCGGCAGUUUCAAGAGACCCAGCAUUAAGAAGAUCGUCUGAUCAGCCAGAGAACACCCACUGCACCUUCCACCUCCUCCUCCUCCUGCUUCUUCUACUUCUACCACUCCUCCACCAGCCUGCCAGGCCUCAUGCUGCACUCUACUUAUUGCUCCUUUUAUUUCUUCCUUCUUCAUUGUUGUUGCUCUCGCAGCAGAACAAGUGAUUUUGUGUUGAGGAAGAUUUCUAGCAAGGGCAAACUUGAAUUUUGUGCUGCUUGAGAUUUUUUUUCAAAUCUUACAUUUGAAAAACCUGUGGUGGAGGAGAAUCUACUUUUUUCUUUCUGUUCUCCUCCAGUUUGAGACUUCAGCAGUGACAAAGAUCAUGUGUUGGAAAAGAAUCCCUCUGAAGUUUAAGGAACUACAGUCUGGACAUCAAGGUUCUAAGUGGACAUGGAUUGUGACACUUCUCAGACAGUUUACACAGAAAGGAUCCUGAGACUCUGUCUUCAUGUGCUGAAAUUGAAUCCAUCACAUGUCUCUUGGCCUUCCUAAACACUCCAGCGUCAGCCAGAUGGACCAAAUGACAGCAGCCGUUGGGAGUGAAUCUGUGAGGCAGGACCUUCAUUCUGGACCUGCUCAGACAUCUCAGCUCCCCUCUCCUAGUCCUGUACAUAUUUUACAUAGACAGAUUAUGUAUAACUAGUCCUUCGUGCUAAUUUAGAUGUUGACGUUUUCUCCAUGGUGUGCCUUUGUCAGGGUUUUUCAAUGUGUACAAUUUGUAAAGUUAAAGUCAAACCUUGCUGUGGACAAAGAACAGGUACUAAUUAUGGAGGCAAGCCGUCCAUAUCACCACGAGUUCACCUGAGCUGCCUCAAGACCGGCCUCCAAUGAUCGUCAAAUAUACAAUCAUACCAUAUACCCUGUUGCCUGAAAGUAUUUAUCCUGUACAGCUAGAUAGUGCAACACAAAUCUUUUUCUUUUAAAACACUUUCCAAACAUCUUCUUUUCAAAGAAACGUUCAUUGUAUUAACAGGAAGAUUGCAAAACACUAGGAGAAACACAACCAUGUAAAUAGCUCCAAGCAUUUUUUGUGUGUUCUGCUUUUAUUUAGAUGUUUUUUGUUAGUAAUAUGUGUAUUUUCAGAAGCCUAGCAUUUUAAUUUGUGUACAAAGUGACAAGGAAAAUUUUGACAUAGGCAAUAAUCCUCAACUCCUCUGUCAACCACCAGUUUUGUUUGUACAGCAAACAGAGAGAACACAUCUCUAUGUCAGCUCGGUGCAAUAUGAUGCCAACUCCUGAGUUGCCUGUUAACAAAGAGAUUAUUGAUUACCUCCAACAACCCUUUGAAUAGAACAGAGGCAGUGGACAGUGUGAUGUCUGAUCCCAUUACUCUCUCUCUCACACUCACACACCUCAGUUUGUUUCAUGUUAACAGUCUGAGCUGGACCUGCAACCAUCAGAGCCUUGUCCUUUGGGCUCUUUAAAGGGAAAAUCCACCUUAAAAUAAGCUUUGACAGUGUUGGGGCUUUCCGUCAUUUCACUUUAGUGGGGAAAAAAGUUCACAUAGAGAUGAAAUCACAUUUUCUUACAUAAGGAUAUUGUUACUGAGAACCAAGAACCAGAGAACAAAAUGUGUCACAGCAUCCAGACUGUGAGAUAUGGUUAAAAAAAGGAAAAAAGGCAGCAAGUGACCCCCUUUCAAACCACUAUUUCUAAUGUCAAAAAUAAACUGUCACACUUUAAAAUAAGCCAAUCUUUUCAAAAACAUUGGUGUUUGAUGUCAUCUGAGCACCAUCCGUCUUGAAUAAACUGAGCGCAGAAAAUGUAUGAUCACAGAUGCUAACAAGACUCAGAACCUAGUACCAACUGUCAGUACUUGACAGUUGACUGCUUGUAACUACAGACACCUUUCAGUCGGUGGUCAGAAGACUUGAAGUCAAUAUUCUACGUUAUUGUUCAGUGUAUUCUCUUAUUUCCUAGUUCACAAAUGCAACAUAAACAGUAAAUAUCUGGAUUUGAUCUCAGUCUCUCAGACUCCAACACUGAUCAUACAGGAUGCAGGUCAUCACAUCACUGAUCCAGAUGGACACAGAUUGAAGAGAUUUCUCAGUAGAAGAGUGGAAAAUGGUGGAUUUUUCCUUUGAGAGCAGCUCCAAACAGCUACUCUUGCACCACAAAAGACCAUCUACUUUCAUAGACAUCUUCCAGGCACAUUACAAUACUCUUUGAGGUUUUGGUUUGAGCUACUUUACUGUAAAUCACUUGACCAUACAUUUUUGCUAAUUGUUUUCUAAAGCAUGCUGUAGUAGAUAGUUGAGUUUGUUUCUAAGCUUACAGGCAGCUAUAGUUUUCCAUUCAUUCUAAAUAAUUUCCCCAGAUCAGUGUUCAGAGUUUAAACUUGUGUAACGUAACUAAUGGCAUCACAGCGAACAUUGUGUAAUGACUGCUUGUGAUAAAAGAGUGCUCACUGAGAAAACAAUCAGCACAAGAACUCAACAGAUACGUCUGCUUAACGAACACCAUAAACCAAUCUUAGCUCAACACAGAUAUAUUGUUAUCUGUAUUUAUGACAGUUAGCAUAAGAAUAAGAAGAAAUGCCACCACAGAAAAGUUUAAGAUCAAUGUUGUGUUUGUUCUUCACCAGAGAGUACUGAGCAGUUUAUAUUUUGUAAAUUCUUUCUCUAACUUCAAAUGUUUUACUGUUCAAAUUUUGCUAUCAAUAUUCCUUUCACAACUUCAGUGUAUGUGUUCAGGUUUAAUCUGCAUCACUGCGUCACAAUAAUGUCCCUUUGACAAUAAAAGCAGUUGCACAAGCUGAUAUUAUUUUGUGGUUCAAGAAACAUCAUUGCUGCUGACAAAUCCUUUUUUGCAAUGUCUUAGCUUGGCAACUAGGAGAACAAAACUAAAAACCAGGCAACCUCUUCAUGUGGAGGGAAGUUCUUUUUAAAUAUGUUGUUGAUGAAAGGAUCUAUUUUAAACCAAACUAUCUACUCCUAAAUCUAACCAAGUAUGUAUGUCACAUUAAAAAAACAAACAGCAACAGAGAACAAAAAAGAAAAUUACAAGGAAACUUAUUGUAAAAAAAGUAACUGAACAAUAUAUCACGUUCCAUAGAUGAUUCUAACCCCAGUUUCAUGAGUGAAAGUCCUAUAUGUGACCCACUCUGCCACAAUGACUUGCUUGCAUGUGGAUUUUGUGCUCUUUCCUUGGUCCUUGAGCAACAUUAAUAAUGAUGUUCUUAGAAAAACACCGACACAGCGAUUACACCAGAAGCAGUCACUAUGGUCUUUGUGAGAGAUUGCAACUGCCUGCAAGUUUAUUCAGAUGUUGUAAUUAAAUUAAUAGGAACCAGUGGCUGCCUAAAGGGUAGAACACACUGACAGAUCUAAUACACUGUGGUUUACUGUGGAAAUUGUCAAAUGGUUUGUAGUAAAUAGCUUUAGACCUUCGGACGCUGUGAUCUGGGCCUGUAAAUCAGUUCUGACAGCAGCUGUGUACAAAUGUUGCUAUAGACUGGACACUCAAUCACGUGUAGAAUGGGACUUGCAGAUGAGUGCUCCACCCACAGGCUCUGCCCACAGCUCUGCAGGGUUGGGUUGUCAAAAUGCUUCUAUCCUGCCUAAUCACCUAUGCAUGAUAAGAGUUGAGCAUUGCUGUACAACUCUGAAUUUCUUUUUGUCUGAGCACUGUUUCCUCACAUCUGCUGCUCAGAGUCUGACACCGUGUUCAUGAUACCUUAUGGAUACAUUUAUGAAUCAGCUCACUACUGUUUGUUUUCUUGGGUUGUAGUUGUCAAAGGAGAUGAGUUAUUUUCUUCUGUACAUGCAGCUCAUUCAGUAAAAACAUGAUAACUAGAUGAAUUCCACGGAAAGGGAUACAUGGAUAUUAGAGACAGUCGUAGAUAAAGUAUUUUGUAAUUCAGCCUCAAAGAACGACAUAAAGGGAAGGAUGAGUAUACAUGGGUGUGAUUCCAAUCUGAAUAUUGUUUAGCAGGUGAACUGUUCCAUCAGAAACCUCCAUCACUUUUAUCAAUCAAUUUGCUCUUAUGAAGGUAAACGGGACACAACCAGGAUAUCUAUCAGAUGUCUGUUUUAGAAAGUUCUAAAAAAUAUUUCCAAUCAGAUGUACUAAUAUGGUAAAGAUUGUUGUAAUGAAAACUAUAAUGUAAUGAAACUCUUUCCAAUGUAAAUAGGCAAAACCAUAGUUCAGUGUCAAGUAUGACUAUAUGACACUAGUCACAUUUUGUAAAUACACAAGAUGUUUGGAGCUGUGAUGGUCGACUAGUGGGUGGGUAUGAAGGUUCAGGUUAGAGGGACUUGAGGAUCACGGCCACUUAAGCUGUAAAAGUACAUGUUUAUUCAGAUUUCAGUUUCAGAUUCCACAGAUUCACAUAACUCAAUCCAUCAUCUCGUCUCACCACUUUUCACCAUCUAACUGCUCUUAAAGCUACACCUGCUGAUUUUCCUCUUAAAGGUGUCCACAAAACAGAAUCAGCAAGUGUACCUUUAACUAAAACAACCAGGAAAAAUAUGAAGGCAAGAUUUAUUUGAGCACCGUGUUAGCAGAUUGCCAUUGUUUCCAGGUUUUAGUUUGACUUGUGUGUGAAUGGAAAUUUUAAGGAUUAUGUAUCCAUAACCUCUUAAACAAGUGGUUGACUUGCACUAAUUUAAAAACAGUCAUGGGUUUGUAAAGAUGAAAAACCUCAAAAUGUGGCAUGUUUUAUUUGAUGUUAUGCAAAAUCUAAUGUCUGUAGGGUAAUAGUCUGAGUUUUGUUUUUAAUGCAGUAUGUGUGACAAUUGUAAAUACUUUGUGUAAAAUUUGAGAUGGUAUAUUUACUACACUGUACAUACAUGUGAUAUUGUAUCAUUUUGUUUUUGUAAAGCAGUUAGUUUCUGUAUAAUAUACAAAUUGAACUAUUCCAGUGUUAGUAAUAAAAUGUUUUGCUCUCCACAAUG